Molecule: messenger RNA, 1533 nt
Organism: Motacilla alba alba
Lineage: Eukaryota; Metazoa; Chordata; Aves; Passeriformes; Motacillidae
Gene: LURAP1L
Product: leucine rich adaptor protein 1 like
Exons: 2
Coding region: 421-993 (190 amino acids)
Biological process (GO): positive regulation of canonical NF-kappaB signal transduction
Source: RefSeq, a predicted model, not a curated record
GGGCGCCCCGCGGCCGCGGCCGUGCCAGGUUUCUGCGCACAGGCACCGCGGUGGGAGGGCCGCGCCGCGCCUCUUCCACCUGCCCGCGGCUUUAAAGUUGCAGCCGGGCGGGACACGGGAUGACUCGGGUCGCGCUGUGCCGCCCGCAGCUGUUGGGGCGCGUCGCGGUCUCGUACACGAAGCGGGGCCGUUUUUCUCCAUCGCCCCCGCCCGGCCGCUGUUGCCUUUCCCCGGCGGCCGGGGAGCGGGCAGGAAGGGCCGGUGCCCCCGGGAGAUGCCCAUGCCCGCCGCGGGCUCCCCGCGCGGCGCAUCCGCCGUCCCCGGCGCUGCCGCGGUUCUCCGCGCCUUCGCGCCCCGGCAGCGGCCGGGCGGGCGCGGGUAGUGCCGCCGCUGCCGCCUCGGGCCCCUGCAGGGCGAGCCAUGGAUCCCGGCGCCCCGCCUGACCUCCGCGACGUCGAGCAGAAGCUGGGGCGCAAAGUGCCCGAGAGCCUGGCGCGGCCCCUGCGCGGGGAGGAGCUCCCUGCCCGCCCCGCCGCCGCGGCCCUCGGGCCCCGCCGCCGCCGCGCUGCCGCCCUGGCCCGUCUGGAGACAAAACUUCAGCUCCUGAGGCAGGAGAUGGUUAAUCUCCGAGCCACUGAUGUGAAGCUUAUGCGCCAGCUCCUACUUAUCAAUGAAAGUAUUGAAUCAAUCAAGUGGAUGAUUGAAGAGAAAGCCAUUGCCAGCAGAGGCAGCAGUUUGAGUGGAAGCCUGUGCAGCUUGCUAGAAAGUCAGGAGACAUCCCUCCAUGGCAGCUGUAACAGUUUACAAGACUGUAGUGAUGGACUGGAUGGAAUAUCAGUGGGGAGUUAUUUGGACACCUUAGUGGAUGAUGUCCCUGGUCACCAAACCCCUUCAGAUAUGGACAAAUUCAGUGAUUCUUCUGUCACGGAGGACUCACAGUCUCUGCAUAAGCAUCCCAAAAUUGAUUCUGAUGAGUACUACUGUUUUGGUUAAUAAGAAUGAGUUCCAGUGGAACACAAAUGCACUUGUACUUACCCUUUUUCUCUGCUGCUAUUUUAUUUCAUGUGCAAAACCCCCAAAGUCCUCUUGGAAGGAGAAUAUAAUACUUCUAUUCUAUUGCAUAACUUUUCUACUGCUUCUAAUGCAUUUACUCCUUGAUGUGUUGGCCUUGUCUCAUCCUCCUCCUCCUCACAUUUUCUUAAUUUAUUGUCACAAUUUUUUUGUUUUAAUUUUUCCAAUGCUGUAUUUACAAGUCUGUAAAAGUGGUCAAGGAAAAGCUUUAUCUUUAAAAUGAAACAUCAGAGAAUAAGUAACAAUUUUGUAUUUGUUGUUAAUAAAACAUCUUCUAAUAAAUAUAUGUUGUCAUACAUUUUCUUGACUACCACGUCUGGCCUUUCCAAAGACACUGUUUUUAAUGAGCCUUAAAUCUGAAUCUUGAAAAUACCUCUACAAAAUAAUUUUCCUUUUCUAAGCAGAGAAAUUUGAUUCUGUAAAGCUGUCUUCAUUUGAAAUAUAAAGUAUUCUAAACUUUUC